GGGACUUGUGUUUUCUAAGUAGUUAAUUAAUGCUGCAUCACCUACCAUUCCCAGGAGAGCUAACCAUUCGAUACUACCUUCUUUACACGUCAAUUGUCCUAUCGCGACGGAAAAACAUCCGAUCGAUAGAUAACCUCACAACUCAAGUGAGGCAAGUCAAAGCCAACACCUCAACCAUACAAUCAAUCAUACAAUCAAUCAUACACCUAUUCCAGUCAUCAUGGAAUCUCCAAGGCAACCCACGACAACAGUCACGCCCACUCCCACCUCUGCACCCACACCGAGAAAAUACACCGGCUUGGAUUGUAGAUUUUGUCAAAAGAGUUUCUCCAAAGGCGAGCAUUUGAGGAGACACGAAAGAAGUCGUAAGAAGAAAUCCCUCUCCCAUUCGAAUGCCUCUUCAUCAACAUGAAUCGCAAGCUAAUCCAGUGAUGCAAAAAGAUACUGGAUCUCGACCUUUCGUAUGCAAAGAAUGCAGACGACCAUUUGCAAGACAAGAUUCCCUUGCUCGCCAUGAAAGAUUACAUACUCGGAGAGAAAGCAAUUAUCCCAAUUAUCCUUCACCACCUUCGAGUUUGGUUUCGCAAUCAAGCAUACCGACAAAUAUGUUACCCGCGAUGGAUUCAAACUUACAAGUUGAGACACCACGAACACAACAAGGAAAUAUGGAGGAUAGAGGUACUGGCCAUUCUAUCAUUGGAAAUACACCUUCUUCGACCGAAGAUCUCGAUUUUGAAUUGAUAUGGCCAGAUUCGGAAGAUCUGUUCGAAACUUUGAUGUCUUCCGAUCCAACGAAUUCUUGGCAAAUGCCAAUUGGAAUAUUACCUGUACCUAUUACAACUCGAUCACACAUAAAUAACGGUAGUUUUGGUAUACCAGGUCCAUUUCAGGAGAAGGGCUCGAUUGGGUCAAUUCCGGUGGGAGAAAGUCAUCAAGCGGUGCAUAAUGUUAGUGAGAUGGUCACUAGUCUGUCAUCAACUGUUACGGCUGCUGUUGAAGCUACGUCUCUUACGUCAGUUUUCCUGGAUGAAUGUUUACAUAUGUUUUUUGUAAGAUUCAUACCUACAUUUCCAGUAUUACAUCGAUCAACAUUCGUCUUUCGAGAAUGCACUCAACCUUUACUUCUCAAUGCCAUGGCUAUCGGUUCUUUAUAUCUUGGGCCCAAAGAUUCAGUUGCGAAAGGCGAAGCUUUAUGGAGGCUUGCCCAUGUAGCCGUUGCAACAUCUUGGGAAACAUUAAUCACUCAUCAAGGUCCGUACGAUAGUUGUCAGGGAGUACAAUUAGUGGUCACGGCUCUACUUGCUCAAAUCUACGGCGCCCUUUCAAGAAAUCGAGUUAUUCGCACUACAAGUCAAGCAUUCCAUGCUCUGGGAUUUUUUUGGGCAAGACAAUGCGCAUUAUCUGAUAGCGAGCCAUAUUCAAGGAGCAACUUACCAAACCAAAAUUCUACCGACGAAGAAAAGAAUAGAGCUUGGAAAGUUUGGGCAGCCAAAGAAAUUCAACAACGUGCGUUAUUAGGUCAUUACGUAUUGGACGGCUUAAUAUCCCGAAUGUCUGGGGAAACACCAUCAGUUCGACAUGCUGCCAAUCAAUUGGGUUUACCUAGUAGUGAAACAGCAUUCGAAGCUACUACUGCAAAUGAGUGGCUUAAUCACAUGAGAUCUCAAGAACCCUUACAAUAUUCUUUUCGAAGUAUUAUACGAUCAUUGUUUGCUCCGGCUAGUCAACCUCUUACUAGUUUUCAUGCCUUCUCGGCAUUUUCUCUUCGAGUCAUUCUAGAAGGCCUUCAAUCCUUGGUUUCAGAUUGCGAUUCCGAUGAUCUUUCUACAGUCGGGGUACCUACAAAAUUCGAAUUACGAAAAGCUCUGAGUCACUCAUUUGAAGCUAUAUCAAUGAGCCCAAAUCUUUCACAUUCCGAACGACUUGAACUUCUACUAAGGUGGCAUACUAUUUGCCUAGAUGCUUGUAAAGAUUCAUCAUUACUUUGCAGAUCUAUUUGUUCUCGUUAUGGUAUCGUUCAACAUGUUUGUGGUGGAAAGAAUAUCAUGAAACCGGAACAAGAUUUGAUAAGUUGGGCCAGUACGGAAGAAGCACGGAAAGCUCUCUUACACGCCAUUGCAAUCCAGGAAAUUGUAGAACAAUUACCAAGAGGUAGAGCACAUGUCAUACAUAUUCCAAGUUCGUUAUUUGCUUCAGCAACAGUCUAUUGUGUAUUUUCACUGGCUGGCCAGGGUGCAGUCAAUGUACCAAAUAUUGUGGACUGGCAAACUGUUUUGGCGACCAACGAACCUGGAACUUCUUCAACUCAACCAGGAUGUACGAAUCAAUCAGAAACAGCAUUAUAUCUUCGAGGGGAAAACUCAUUUUUUAGGGCAAUGGGGACAACGAAAAAUCUUCUUUACGAACUCAAUUCUAUGCAGAAGCUAUUUAAAUGCUUGUGUUCACAAUGGGGCAUUGCAUUCGAUAUGGAGGAUAUCUUGGAUCAAUGGAAUACACUUUGCCAUUGAGUUAGGAUAUGGGUAUGUGUAUAAAUGAUUUAUGAUUUAUGGAAAUGUGCGGAGCAGGGCGUUAUGUGAUUAAUCAGACUUGCGUUUGAUGCAAAAUGGGUUUGGAUGGGAGGCACUCGGAGGUUAGUCCUUGAUGGAAUGUUGGUGUACAUGACCACUUUUAGUUUCAGUCGGCGUAAUGAGUUAUAAUAUGCGGAGUAGUUUUCAUCAUUGUCAAUCUCAAGAAAUAAAUCAUACUGUUGCUUGUAUAUCGAGGAUAAACCUCGUCA
This is a messenger RNA of Botrytis cinerea B05.10, 2776 nucleotides long. RefSeq lists its product as hypothetical. The record is from RefSeq and is a predicted model, not a curated record. Gene Ontology annotation, biological process: DNA-templated transcription; regulation of transcription by RNA polymerase II. Gene Ontology annotation, molecular function: zinc ion binding; DNA-binding transcription factor activity, RNA polymerase II-specific; RNA polymerase II cis-regulatory region sequence-specific DNA binding. The transcript has 3 exons. The coding region runs from base 393 to 2507 and encodes 704 amino acids. Gene Ontology annotation, cellular component: chromatin. Lineage: Eukaryota; Fungi; Ascomycota; Leotiomycetes; Helotiales; Sclerotiniaceae.